Messenger RNA from Cryptococcus deneoformans JEC21, 646 nucleotides. RefSeq lists its product as hypothetical. The coding region runs from base 151 to 369 and encodes 72 amino acids. The record is from RefSeq and is a predicted model, not a curated record. The transcript has 2 exons. Lineage: Eukaryota; Fungi; Basidiomycota; Tremellomycetes; Tremellales; Cryptococcaceae. Gene Ontology annotation, cellular component: cytoplasm.
AGUCCAUCGAGGAUCGAUGGGUCGUGUUUAUUGUUUUUCAAUUUACAUCUAUUUCCAGGUAUUGCAAGCAAACUUUACGCCUUUCAUCUCCUCUACACCUAGUCACAUUCUCAUUCCUUCGAAUUGCGUCAAUACUCCACGCAAGUCAACAUGGUCUUCGGUCGUCUUGUCCACUUCACCUUCGACGCCCUUGCGGUGUCCACUAUUCUUGCUGGCGUCAAGAAGACUACUGGCUUCGCCCCUGCCACCGAUCUCAUCCCCGACUCCUCUAUCAAGUCCAUCACCGACUCAUAUCUCGGUGUCGGCACAACCAUUUUUGACAUUGUUGCUGGACAAGCGGUGACCAGUCAAUAUUUUAAGCGAACAUAAGUAACCUGCAAUUAUAGCGCAACGAUGAUGGAGAAGAUAUCAUGCAAUUAGGCAAGCAGAAACCUCGGAAAUUGAAACCACAGGGAGGGGACAAUGGAUACUGUGGCGUUGGUCUAGAGCGAGGAUGCCGUGCUUGGCCGUGUUUGAGAGUAGGAAGCAGGCAUGCUGCAUGUAACAUUCUCUAAUACACGUUGCUAACGAGCUCCAAGAUGUACGCUGAGACGGAGAAAUAAAUAACCCAAACAGAUGCCAGCCGAAAAAAACAACAACACAAAAA